This is a messenger RNA of Brenthis ino (lesser marbled fritillary), 1407 nucleotides long. The record is from the annotation of a GenBank genome assembly. Lineage: Eukaryota; Metazoa; Arthropoda; Insecta; Lepidoptera; Nymphalidae.
AUGGUGCUCAAGUUUUUUAGUGUGGAAGUGUUAAAGUUUGUUCAAUUUCUGAUCAGCGGUCGAUAUGUGGACUUGACAGAUGAAGAAGGUAGUCGAUGGAAAGACUGGCUACUCGCAUCGCUGCUAUUGGGCGCCGUUGUCGGUGGCUGGGCGGCGUUGAGGGCGGGACGUGCAAGUCGACACCAAGUGCAAAGGAUGUUGAGGGACAUGGAACAACUACGAAAGGCCGAAAUGGCACUAGAUAAUAUGCAGAAGGAACUCGAUAAGGCUAAGUUAGAACAGGAAAAUGUGACAACAGAAAAGAAAAACCUAGAAAAAAAGUUACAAGAAGCUGGCGAUACACCUCUCCUGAACUCCGCCUCGUCGGAUCUUGAAGUGUCACAGUUGAAAGCAGAAAUAGAAAUGCUCAGAGCUGAACUAAGGCGGGCAGAAGGUGAACUAGAGGACAGAUGCUGGGCGCCGCCCACCGGCCUGCAGCAGUGGUUGCAACUGACUCACGAGGUUGAGAAUAGAUCGUACAUUAGGAAGAAACAGCAAGCAGAUAUGCAGUUGCAACAGGCUCGAGAUGCGUGCGAAAAACUACGUAAGAAGCGAUCUAGUUUAGUUGGAGCGUUUGUAUCGACGCAUGGCAAGUCUAUAGACGACGUGGAUAGGUCCAUCGUCGAGGCGAGGACUGCUUUGAAUGAAGUCACGCAAGAAUUACAGGAGCGUAUGCACAGAUGGAAACAAAUCGAGCGACUCUGCGGCUUCAACAUCAUCAACAAUAACGGUCUGCAGUUCCUAGAAAGUACUUUGUAUAGAACGGCCAACGGACGUCAAGGGAGAGUCCGUAUGAGCAGUUCGCAGGACGACCUGAGUGUGGGCGACGACACCUCCCUCUGCGGCUCGGUGACAGAUAACUUCGGUUGGCGAGAAGAUUCAUCUGGCAGUGAGGAGCCCGACGCCCCGCACUACCCGUUGGACCUUAGACUUGCCGAAGCUAGAUUGCAAUUAGAAGAAAGGCUAGCUCAGGAGGCUCGUGAGAAGAGACUGGACGAUAAGAAAGGCCUGGACGAUAGGUCGAGGAGUUCGUUCAAUGACGUCAGGAAGAGUCCGACGGACGACCGGCGGCGGGACCCCGUACACUUUAUACUGGGAGGGGAUAACGUGAACUGGACGGGCGAGGAGCUGCGCGGCGCGGGCGGCCGCUCGCGCAGCGACGUGCUCGUGAACGAGCCGCCCCCCGCGCCGCGCCUCGCCUCGCGCCCGCGGCUGCAGGAAGGUAAUGAAAACUCAGAAACGCCUUCCAGCAACACGCCGCCAGAAGAAGAAUCUACAGACUCUUCUCUGAUGGAAGAUGAGAGUGUUCCGAAGGCUAGGAAACGUCGCAUUCACCUGCCCUUCGGCAAAAAGGCUAAAACACCCGCG